GUCUUCUAGAUGUCCUAAAAGUGUCCAGGCAGACACUGUCUCUAGAAUAGGGACACGUACUCGGUCCCAGUUACAGGAAUCAUCGGGAAAUGCACUUAUUGUAGAGAUUGCCACUGCAGGAAGCCCAGAAUGACCGCGAAAUCACUGAACUUAUCCGGGAACCAGAACGGAGGCAAGAUGACGCCCAGCGCAUCCUGCGGACCAGGAAAGGUGUCCAUGAAGGCGGGCCGAGCCGUGGGCCCGUCGCCCCUGAGGCAACUCCUGCCCAUCGCUCUCUGUCUGAUCUCCUUCGCCACUGUCCUCAGCAUCCUCAUCAUCUACAUGGACACCACUGAAAUUCGUCAUCAACAGUUUCGCCUCAACAUGUCACGGGACUACGAUUUGCUGGGAGUGUCCCAAGACAAUCCACUUCUCGUCACUUACUUUCGCGAGGUGCAGAUGCGGAAGUCCGAGCACAUCCCACCCUUUGUUCUCAACUCUGAACCCGGUGAGGAGCUCAAUUUUACCGGCAGACACGAGCUGGCCGCUGAACUGGCCAGCGCUGUGGCUCAUCUAAACGGCGAGAGGCGCAAUGGCACGUUUCUGCAAUCGCUGCCUGGCAGCAGCGAUGUGGCCCUAUCCGGACCGUGGCUGGCAAGCACUCUGGGAUGGGGAGGCGUCAUCGUGGAGCCUGAUCCGCGCAAAUAUUUCACCUUUCUGAAACAAAACUACCACAGGCGCAGCAUAAAGGUGGUCCACGCGUGCCUGUCACCAAAUGAAUACCCAAAGGAGAUAACUCUGCACCACGAGGAGGAGAGCGAAGUCCAAAUAAAUAGUAUAAUGGACGAGGAGACUGAAUGGUUUCAUCCGCGAGUGAAGUGUUUUCCCGUGUACACGAUGCUGCUGGCGAUGAAUACAACAAAUAUUGAUCUGCUGAGUGUCGGAUGUCAUGACCAAGAAUUCCUGAUUCUCCAAACGAUACCGUUCGAGAGGGUGAGGAUUGAUAUAAUAUCCGUGCACUUCAUGUCACGUCUCGAAGAAGAGAACAUCCCCGCCUAUUCGCAGAAUAUUACAAAGUUUCUCUUUGGGAAAAACUAUAGACUCAUGCAUAAUCUCAAGAACAACCUUAUUUACCAAUACAAUCGUCACAAUUGAUUGGCCUUUCUUUCCAAUGUGGCCUUUCACCUUGCGUAAGUUAUCUAAAGUCUCUUUUCUUCUGUCCAACGAUCAAAAAUUUGUAUUAUUACUUUUUAAAAGAGUUAAGAGAAAAGUAAGAUCAGUAAUGCAUGAAUACAUACAAGUUUACAGCACAAAAAUGACAAAGAUUUAGUAGCUUAGCGUGAAUGUUCAAGUCCAUGUCUUGUGUAUGUUUUUUCUUCUUCUGGGAAGAAAUAAGAGAGAAUAUAAUCAAGUUAGAUUAUGGAAACAAGAAGAAAAAAUCUCAGGUUAAUUUAGUUUUGCUCCCGAAAGGUAAAUUUUUCCUGCCUGCCCUUCGAUAUUUAGAGACUAUAACAGAUAUAAUUUUCACAUAUUUGUAUACCAAAUAUUACUCGAAUUUUUUUGUAUUUUUAACCAUAGGAAAAAUCCCGAGAAUAGUAUAAUAAUAGUUUCUUGUUUGAGAAGAACAUGAGAAUGAGGAGGACUGCAGAGUAUCCCUCAAAUAUUGUAUUUUACAGUCGGAAUUGAGAGGUUUACGACAGAGUUUCAUUGUUCAAAUGAGAAUGAGUAAGUUUUUUUAGAUAAGAGAAAUUGGAAGAGAAUGAGAUAUUGCCUCUAUUUUAACUACAUAAGAUAAAUAAAAGAACAACACUUCUUACUCUCACAAAUAUUAGUAGAUUACUUUCUUCAAUAAUAGCAUUUAAUAGAUUAAUCGCUGGCCUUAAAAUUUGUAUUUAAAAAAGCAAAAUUGUAGC
Phlebotomus argentipes is the source of this 1892-nucleotide messenger RNA. RefSeq names its product protein Star (gene S). The transcript has 5 exons. The coding region runs from base 130 to 1134 and encodes 334 amino acids. Lineage: Eukaryota; Metazoa; Arthropoda; Insecta; Diptera; Psychodidae. The record is from RefSeq and is a predicted model, not a curated record.